UCGACACUAUUUUUGUCUGAGCAUAUUUUUUUAAGGAAUUUUAAAAUCCAUUUUUAUUAACGAAAAAAUUUGUACUAAACAAUAAAAGCUCUUUUAAACGCUAAACAAUGGCUAAUAAAAAAUCCUUACGUCGUUUGCGCAAAAAAACAAUCGUUGAUGAGUUGGAUAACGUUGAAUCGGAUGUACCGCUGCGUACAAACGAAAGUAUGCUCGACUCAAAGUAUAUGUUUUUCUCACAAGAAGAUUUCCAGAGCUGGUACGAAGAGAUGUGGUCCACUACGGACUUGGAACAAAAAUCGAAAAUGCAAUUAUCACGCACAUCACUGCUCGUCCUAGACUAUUUACAAUUUAAGGCCGCACGCACUAUACAAAAAUACCUACGUCGUUGGUAUUACCGACUCAUUUACCAACGUAAGCGCACCGCUGCCAUACGCAUACAAUAUGAAUGGCGUAAAUUCUAUAAGAAACGUUUGGAGUAUCGUAAGCUGGAAGAAGAAGCCCAGCUGGCAAUAGAAAAAUAUUACUUUCGUCAAGCACAGAAGAUACAAGCGUUGUGGCGCGGCUGGUAUACACGUCAAUAUAUACACGAUCAUAAUAAAUUAUUGAAAUCACAAGUUCUUACGGCCGAGGAUCUAUUGCAUUGUGUGGCCUUUAAGUUGCAUCACAUGUUGCGCACCUAUCAAAUACCGGGUGUAUAUUCAUUGCGUAACUCUCAUUGCCUCUCCAAAGUCGAAAAGCUCUUGGCGGCCAUGUCUUUCAAACAACACAAUAAAUAUGUGCGUGAGCUUCGACUCAGAUUGGAUACUCAAAAACAUGAUGCACGCAAAAAAUUUAUUCAAUCGACUUUCAAUACAAUCGUGCCAUAUCCAGGACCAAAUAUACGCGGUUAUUGCGAUCCGAAAUGUGAGGCUUUUGAUAAGUCGAAGGAUGUAGAUCGUCGUAUGUAUAAAAUAUUGAAUAUGUACGAACAGGCGGCGCGAAGUGAGAUACGCGAAAGGCGGCGUUACCUUUUGAAGCCGCAAGAUGGUGGAGAGCGAAAAGUAAAGAAGAAGAGCGGGCCAUUCACAGGCUCGGCGAAGUCAAAACAACCACAACAACAGCAACGUAAUCCUUCAAUUGCUAUAGAAAAGAAACCAGAUUUCUGCGAGGACAUCGUAAAUAGCAUGAAACGUUGGAGUAUACUGAAAGAUAACAAUGUCACCGUAGAUCCCAAUAUAUUUCGACGUCCGGACUUGUUGGAGAACUUUCUACAUGAAAUUGAAUCCAUUUAUAAUAUGAUGCAAGAACAUUGUCAUUGUAAAAUUAAAAAUCCGGAAGAGCUGUGCCAUUGAAGCGUGAACACUGAAAGGCGUAUUGAAAAGUGAGGCGAGAACGAGAACGAUAACGAGAACGGAAACGAAAAAAAAGGAAUAACAGAAAAAACAGAAUUGCAUUUUUCCCCUCCUGAGCAUAUUGAAAAUUUAUAACCUACUGAAAUCUUUUGGAAUGACACUCAAUACACGCCAGUCUUGUUGUCGUGCUGUCACUCGCAGUGCUUGUCAGUGUUUACUCAUCUUUUCUCCAUUUGCAAUGUUCAGUUAAUAAAAGGUUCAUUGAUGCUCAACUCCCUGUCAUUCGGAAAACCCCCUACCGUUUAUUGGUCGUAGUCGCUUGAGGAGAUUUCGCACACGUCAAUAACAUUGAUUUUAAUUGUUUUUUACCAUUUGUCCCCCAUUUCGUGUCUUACAUGCCAUUUAUCACCACUCUACUUGCUGUCUUACGAUAUUCUUUAAUGAAAAAUAACAACAGAAUGCAAAAAAUA
This is a messenger RNA of Ceratitis capitata (Mediterranean fruit fly), 1801 nucleotides long. RefSeq lists its product as hypothetical. The coding region runs from base 108 to 1331 and encodes 407 amino acids. Gene Ontology annotation, molecular function: protein binding. The record is from RefSeq and is a predicted model, not a curated record. NCBI's taxonomy places the organism in Eukaryota, Metazoa, Arthropoda, Insecta, Diptera, Tephritidae. The transcript is spliced from 6 exons.